AUGGUUGAAUUAUCAUUAAUAAAUCAACAACUAUUCAAAAUAAUUGAAGUUAAACUACCACGACGUAUUCUUUUAUAUGGACCACCAGGCACAGGUAAAACUUUAAUUGCACGUGCCAUGGCUAAUGAAACUGGUGCAUUUUUCUUUUUAAUCCAUGGAUCGGAAAUUAUGUCUAAAUUACCUGGUGAAUCUGAAUUAAAUUUACGUAAAGCAUUUGAAAAAGCUAAAAAGAAUGCUCCAGCUAUUAUUUUCAUCGAUGAACUCGAUGUAAUUGCACCAAAGCGUGAAAAAAGUCAUGAUGAAAUUGAGCAUCGUUUUGUUUUACAAUUAUUAACAUUAAUGGAGGAUAUUCAACAAUGUUCACAUGUGAUUGUUAUGGCGGCAACAAAUCGACCAAAUUCAAUUAAUCCAGCACUUCGUCGUUUUGCUCUAGAAAUUAAUAUUGGUAUUCCUGAUGUUGUUGCUCGUUUAGAAAUUCUUUGUAUACAUACAAAAAAUAUGAAAUUAGGUGAUGAUGUUGAUCUUGUACAAAUUGCUAAUGAAACAUAUGGUUAUGUUGGUGCGGAUUUAGCAUCAUUAUGUUCAAAAGCUGCUUUACAACAAAUUCAAGAAAAAAAUGAAUUUGUUACACAAGAGAAUUUUCGAUUUGCACUUAAUCAAUCAAAUCCAUCAGCUUUACAUGAAAUAGUUAUUGAAGAACCAAGAACAACAUGGGCAGAUAUUGGUGGUUUAGAAAAUGUUAAAUGUGAAUUACAACGACAUGUUCAAUAUUAUGAUGGACAUCCGAGAAAAUUUCUCAAGUUUGAUACGACGUCAUCACAUGGUGUUCUCUUUUUUGGACCACCUGGUUGUGGUAAAACAUUAUUAGCAAAAGCUAUGGCUAAUGAAUGUCAAUCAAAUUUUAUUUCGGUAAAAGGUCCUCAAUUAUUAACUAUGUGGUUUGGUGAACCAGAAGCUAAUGUCCGUGAUGUAUUUGACAAAGCUCGUCAAGCAGCACCAUGCGUACUUUCUUUUGAUGAAUUAGAUGCAAUUGCUAAAUCUCGUGGUGGUAGUGCUGGCGAUGGUAGUGGUGUAACUGAUCGUGUCAUUAAUCAAAUGUUAACUGAAAUGGAUCGUAUAGAUGCAAAGAAGAACGUUUUUAUUAUUGGUGCCACCAAUCGACCGGAUAUUAUCGAUUCAGCUAUUCUUCGACCAGGUCGUUUUGAUCAAUUAAUUUAUAUUCCAUUACCUAAUGACGAAUCACGGAUGGAUAUUCUAAAAACUUCUUUAAGAAAAUCAUCUGUAGCUAAAGAUGCUGAUAUGGAUUACUUGACUAUUGUAACCGAAGGUUUCAGUGGUGCUGAUUUAACAAAAAUUUGUGAACGAGCUUCUCCAGUACCAGAAAUUCGUCAUGAUCAUUUUGAUGAAGCUAUGAAAUUUGCUCGACGAUCAGUUAGUGAUGAAGAUAUAAGUGAAUAUGAAAUAUUUGCUACAAAAUUACAACAAGAUUUUCAAGGUUUUCCAACAAAAUAA
Molecule: messenger RNA, 1512 nt
Organism: Rotaria socialis
Lineage: Eukaryota; Metazoa; Rotifera; Eurotatoria; Philodinida; Philodinidae
Source: the annotation of a GenBank genome assembly